Messenger RNA from Aspergillus bombycis, 1248 nucleotides. RefSeq names its product Zn(II)2Cys6 transcription factor. Gene Ontology annotation, molecular function: transcription cis-regulatory region binding; DNA-binding transcription factor activity, RNA polymerase II-specific; zinc ion binding. Gene Ontology annotation, biological process: positive regulation of transcription by RNA polymerase II. The transcript has 2 exons. Lineage: Eukaryota; Fungi; Ascomycota; Eurotiomycetes; Eurotiales; Aspergillaceae. The record is from RefSeq and is a predicted model, not a curated record. Gene Ontology annotation, cellular component: nucleus. The coding region runs from base 1 to 1248 and encodes 415 amino acids.
AUGUCGUCCUUCCGCGUACGCUUUGAACCGGUCAAAUGCUUGUCUCCAACGAGACAAGAACGAUUUCAAGACGAAGGGCCGACCGCGCCAAGGCGAAGGCCUAAAAGCAAACUAGGAUGCCGAGAGUGCAAAGCAAGGCGGGUCAAAUGUGACGAGACUUUUCCGGUAUGCUUGCGCUGCGUCCGUCGCGGUUUAAUUUGCUCUUCGACGCCUCGCCUAUCGCAAUGGCAAAUUGAGACGCGUUGGUACUCAUCACAAGUGGACACCAUCGUCAACCGGCGGCUCCUGCAAUACUGGCUGGAAAGAGUGUGUCAAAUACUAGUGAUCGAUCCAGAAAACAAUCCGUUCUCCUUCCCUGUCUUGGAAUACAUACAGGAAUCUCCGGCACUGGUGCAUAUCAUCCAGUCCGUAAGCGCCCGUCAUGAAGAGUAUUUCUCGGCAGAAGUGGCACGCAUUGCUCUCGAGGAGAGGGGGAAAGCGCUGGCAUCGUUCCAAGAGGAGCUAGGGACUGGGCAGACGCGACCACUACUGUCAAUGCUUACUGCAUUGCUACUGGCGAUAUCGCAUGGAGCUGAUCGGGAUAUGACUGAUUUUGGGAAAUGGCAUCUGCUUGCCGCGCGCACGUUGAUCAAUGAAAUGCUCGAGGAUACAGCGCAUCCUUGGGAUCUGAAUCCGUUAUCUAGACUUUGCCUGGACCUUAUCUUCAUCCUGGGAAACCUGGGCCGGUACUGUCGACAACUCAUCCAUUCAGGAUGUCGAUCGUUCACCCGAGAGACACUGCUGGAAAACCAGUUGUAUAUGUGGGGCGCACCCUCAACCGAGCCUACUUUGACGCUUCUGUAUGAGUCACUGCGAAAGCAUGGAUUAAUUCUGCUAUAUCGGAUCUGCGGAUGGAAUGAUGCCUUCACGAACCCGUGUCUUGAGGAGAUGGAUCUGGAAACUUUGAUCCAUCGUUAUGCUCUAGACACUAUCGAUCACCUUCUCCAAAUCCCAGCAUCCUCAAAUUAUCUGAACUUCCAGUCUAUCCCAAUUCUCACAGCUGGCUCAGAAUUGAAGAGAGACGAUAGCAGGCUGAGAGAUGAUGUUCGGAAUCGACUUCGCGCUUUGUAUUCUGUGAAUCGAUUGCCAGCGAACCUCCACGCUCUUGAGCUUCUUGAGGACAUUUGGAUAGCCCGUGAUACUAAUGAUGAUAAAUUAUCUUGGAUCCAGCAUAUGCUGCGGAAAGGAUGGUUGUUGGUCCUUGGGUGA